Messenger RNA from Penicillium mononematosum, 915 nucleotides. RefSeq lists its product as uncharacterized. Gene Ontology annotation, cellular component: nucleus; cytoplasm. The coding region runs from base 1 to 915 and encodes 304 amino acids. NCBI's taxonomy places the organism in Eukaryota, Fungi, Ascomycota, Eurotiomycetes, Eurotiales, Aspergillaceae. The transcript is spliced from 3 exons. Gene Ontology annotation, biological process: 3'-UTR-mediated mRNA stabilization. The record is from RefSeq and is a predicted model, not a curated record. Gene Ontology annotation, molecular function: mRNA 3'-UTR AU-rich region binding.
AUGGAUUCCACCGAGAUUCACCAAACCACCGUCGUGGACCACGACGAGCCCAUGACCGAUAACUUCAACGACAACCUCGCCGAUCAGGGUGACCUUGAGGCCCCCCUUAAGACCGAGGAGGAGUAUGCUAUCGCCGAUCUGACUCUGCGUGCUAUUGUUUCCUCCAAGGAGGCCGGUGUCAUCAUCGGUAAGGCUGGCAAGAACGUUGCCGACCUCCGCGACGAGACCGGUGUCAAGGCCGGUGUAAGCAAGGUAGUUCCCGGUGUCCAUGACCGUGUCCUGACUGUUACUGGUCAAUUGCGCUCGCUUGCUCGUGCCUAUGCGAUCGUGGCAAAGGGUCUUUUGGAGGGUGCCCCGCAGAUGGGCAUGGGUGGCAUUGUCUCUAACAAUGGGACCCACCGGUACCCCGAGGGCAUCGAGAAGGCCAUUUGGGAAAUCGGCAAAUGUCUGCUUGACGACUGGCAGCGUGGCACCGGUACUGUUCUCUACAACCCCGCCGUCCGUGCUUCUCUCAGCGGCUCGCAGCCGCUCAGCAACAACCCCCCUGCUGGAAAUGGCUACCAGAACAAUACCAACAGCCGUCAGUACAACCGCACCGGCAACGGCGCCGACUUCAGCGAUGGUGGCUAUAACCGCCGAUCUAACUCCGAUGCUGGAAACCGCGGAUACCCCUUGGUUACGGAAGACGGCGAAGAGAUCCAGACCCAGAACAUCAGCAUUCCUGCGGACAUGAUCACAGAGAUUCGCCGAAGCUCGGGCGCUCGGAUUUCGAUCGCCAAAGCUCCCCAUGAUGAGACUGGCGAGCGCAUGUUCACCAUCAUGGGAAGUGCUCUGGCUAACGAAAAGGCUCUGUACCUUCUCUACGAGAACCUGGAAGCCGAGAAGACUCGCCGCAGCCAGCUUCCCCAGGAAUGA